CGUCAAUUGGAGCGUUUGCGGUGUUUGGUCACACAAUUUAUGCUUGCAUUUCGUCUGUGUAAAUUUCAUUUCCCAAAAACCGACUUUGUUAAGUUAAGCAAAUAAGAGUGUUUAAUAUCGAAGUAAGAAAAGCAGCAGUUUGGUGCAGUUAAAUAAAAUUUUUAUUGAACACGCGGACGUACACGUUUGAACCCAAGCUGUAAGCAAUCGACGCCUUUUAAGCCAUAAAAAAUAUUCUACACAAACGACUAACUCAACGAUAAGUGAACGGAAGAGAGGCAAAAGGAGGAAGCAGGAGGCGGAGGAGGAGGAGGAGGAGCACCGCCCAUAGUGGUGGCCACCUGCUGCUCCAGAAGCUCCACAAACAACUGCCGCAAUGAAGGUGGAUACCGUGAAGCUGAAGAAGGGCUCCUCUGAGCUAACGGCCGAAUGCCGCGAGCUCAUCGAUGAGCUGACCAAGCGGCGAACUCGGGCCGAGCUCCUCGAGUUUCUCGACACCGUCCAUGUCUGGAUCUAUGGAAAGUGCGAGCUGUAUCACUGGAUCGAGAUCCUCGACCGCUUCGACAAGAUCCUCGAGGAGGCAUCGCGCCAUGUCAACGGCAACGAGUUCGUGCUGCAGUGCGACACCAACUUCCAGGAAACGGUAAGGACAACGGAUGUCACACUACUGCUGCACGUACUCAACUUUACCACACUGCUGAUCGAGCACUCGUUCUCGCGUCACCUGUACAACUCCAUCGAACAUCUGACGGUGCUGCUCUCUUCUCAGAACAUGGACAUUGUCCUGGCCGUCCUCAAUCUGCUCUACAUGUUCUCCAAGCGCAGCAACUUUAUACCCCGUCUGCCGUUCGAGAAGAAGGAGCUACUGAUCGUCAAACUCUUCAACAUAGCAGAGCGCUGGGGCGAUCCUAAUUAUGGCCUGUCGCUCAAGGACUGCUGCAUUGGCGAGCCAAAGCUGGAAUUCCUCUACCAGCUGUGUAUCGACUAUGUGGACGAGCAUGGUCACGCCGCCCAGCUAGAAAUCCCGGACAUGAUGGACCUAUGCCACACGGCAUCAGCUCCCGAGGUGAUCAAAACGAUUGCCGGACAGAUCUCAAAGCCCAGUGAGGCAAUCAAGAUGCGCAUUGCCCAUCGGGUGCGCUUGAUCUCAGGCUUCAACAACUACAAACUGCGACUUCAGUUCGUCCAGGCGCGCCUUCAGGCUGUCUCCAUUCUGAUCUACUCAAAUGCCCUGCAGGACAACACGGACAAGGUGUUAUAUGCCGGCUUUGGCGAAGAGCUGUGCGAGCUGAUUGACAAAGAGGACGUACAUCUCGUAGAGAUAAGGGCUGCAGUUCUCCGCACACUCACAUCGAUGCUGCACUUCGACCGUAAUCCGAAUGUGCCAAGCAGGGCCGGGUCGCGUCUGAUGAAGAUCGUUCACUACACAGGAGCCGAGCGGCAGGGCGGGACGCUGCCGCUGCUGGUUCGUGACUGCAUUGAUAAUCUAACCACCCACGGGUUAACCGAGCGUUACCCGCUCAUAUUGGCCACCUCGCUUUUCUCUUUGCUGUACCACCUGGCGAGCUAUGAAAUGGGAGGCACUGCUCUGGUUAAAAGCGGCAUGAUGCAAUCCCUGCUGUGCGUAAUCAGCUGGCCAGGAGUAGAUCUCGAGCACAUCACGUUUGUGACGCGGGCAGUGCGUGUGAUCGAUUUGAUCACCAACAUCGAUAUAGCCCGUUUUCACCAGAACAACGGACUUAACGUGUUCAUUGACCGGCUGGAGAAGGAGAUAAAGAGCUGCUGCAAGGCAUUGGCUGACAUUGGCAUCACGCUGAAGGAGUCGACACUUCGCGACGAUCACAAGUUGGACACCUCGCUGGACCACGUUGACGAGGAUGUGGAAGAUGGUUCCGGAGAGAACGCAUCCGUGGCCAGUGGAAAUGCAUCCCCGCGUCGCGAUAACUCCAGUGAUGGCGUAACAAGUGCCGGCAACAUCGUAUUUAGAGCUUACCACGAGCAUAUGGGUGGCGCUGGAUCAGGAGCGGGACUCCUGGACAUUGGUGGAGCACGCGGCUCGUCUAGCGGCGGAUUAUCAGGUACAUCCGGAAUGGGUGCGGGAUCAAUUAACAGAGAUGGGGGUGCUGCUCGCCCGCCGGCUAUUAUGUAUCCCACAAAUAGCUACUACGCCCGUCCACUGGCCGAACGCAAGGCGGAGCUCUCUUCGCAGCUGCCUAGCAGCCUGGCGCCGAAGAAGCCGUCCUGCGUCACUCAGCGAGCGGCGCUACUUAAGUCAAUGCUGAACUUCUUGAAGAAGAGCAUCCAAGAUCAUGCCCACUUUAGCAACAUGCGCAACAUCAUGGAGACUAGUCUGACCCAAUCGCUGCGCCAUAUCAUCGCCAAUGCGGAAUACUACGGACCGUCGCUGUUUCUCUUGGCCACCGAUGUGGUCACUGUGUACGUGUUUAACGAACCAUCGCUGCUAUCUUCGCUGCAGGAUCUGGGCAUUACCAGUGUCAUGCUAAAGGCGCUGCUCCAGAAGGAUGUGCCAGCAACCCGAGAGGUGCUGGGAUCCCUACCCAACGUAUUUUCCGCUUUGUGUCUAAAUGAGCGCGGAUUGUUCGAGUUCCUUUCCUACGAUCCGUUCGACAAGGUGCUCAAGGUGCUGCUUUCGCCGGACUACUUGGUGGCCAUGAGACGCCGCCGCUCCUCGGAUCCGCUGGGCGAUACAGCAACCAACUUGGGAAAUGCCAUGGAUGAUCUGAUCAAACACCAUCCCUAUUUGCGGGCCGAUGCCACGGAGGCGAUUGUCAGGCUCUUGAACGAGCUGGUUCGCCUUGGCUCUGAUCCCAGCUUCAUUUGCUGGCGAGCGAACAAAGAAAGCAGUGGCUCUGGCUCUGGUUCCGGGAGCCAUGGCGGCGGCCAUCACGUGGCCUCAACACCAUCGCCCAUGGUCAUGGUAGCUGGCACGGGAAGUUCUUCAUCGGUCCUCCAGGGUGCAGCGGAUACAAACGAUAGCAGCGGAGAUGAUGACGACGAUGAUGACGAAAUGAGCUCCGCAUCACAGCAGCAGCAGCAGCCCACGACACCGGGCCAAGGUGGAGGACCAACCACACCCAGGACACAACAGGCGGGUGGAGUUGUUGGAGCUGGAGCUGGAUCUACAGGAACGCCGGCAGCCGCAUCGCAAGCCGUUAAAGUAGUGACGCCACCGGAGCGGGAGGCCAUCCCUCUCAUCGACUACAUCCUCAAUGUGAUGAAGUUUAUCGAGGCGAUAUUCAGCAACAGUCCUAACGGCGAUCACUGUCGCGAGUUUGUGCUCCAUGGGGGGCUGAAGCCCAUCCUGCAGCUGUUGUCGCUGCCCAAUCUUCCAGUGGAUUCGCCGGUGUCCACCACCUCCCAAGCAGUGGCCAAUGUCUGCAAGGCCAUACUCAGCCAGGCGCAAGAAACCAAGGUGCUGGAUGUUGCACUCAAGCAGCUGGCGGACAUUGUGUCCCAGCUGAAGCCACUAAUCAAACACUUCACUUUUCCCGGCGGCAGUGUCCUGCUGGCGGAGCUGGUCUGCUGCCAGCGGCUGGAGGAUGGUUUUGCCAACGCCGAAUAUACACCCAUCCUGCACAACAUGAGUUUUGUGCACGGCUACGUGGUGAUGCUAGUGCAUCUCUGCCGAAAUGCCUCCAACGACAUGCGAACCAUUCUUCUAAAGCGGUGGGGUGUCAAUCGCGAGACCGGCGUCCAAUUGCUGCAGCAGCUCGUGCAGCUGUACAUCUCACUGGUGUGGGAGAGCACCAUACUGCUGAAUUUAUGUUCCGAUGAACCCACCCAGCAUCCGGAUCUCAUCUGGGAUGAGAUCGCAGCCCAAAUGUCAGCGGCAGCUGGUACUGCGGAUCCCCUAACCGAGGCGGAGCUCUCGAGGAAACUGGAACGCGCUGCGGAAUUCCGUACAAAGUAUACACCCGAGGAGCAGUUCCGAUACAUCAAAUCCCUGCUGGCGGCGAGCUCCCGGCUGGGAAGAGCCCUUGCUGAGCUUUUGGGCACAUUGGUGAAACUAUCGGUGGGAUCACCGCAAACACGGCAGCGUCGCAUCAACGAUUUGAUCAGUAAUAUCAGCAAAGUUCCUACACCAGAAGCGCGCGAAAUAGCCCGCAUCCUCAGCUCGAUCCUCGUGAACGGAUUUAGUCACGAGAGCAUUCUGCCCAAGCCUGUGCCGAAACUAAAGCUCACCUUCCUCAUUUGCUCGGUGGGAUUCACGGGCCCAAUGCUGUUUGACGACAAGCGCAGCGCCUUCCAUCUAAUGAUAUCGCAAUUCUGCGCUGAGAACGGACUGAAGGCCUUCUUUGAGAUGUUCUAUUGGGCCCUGUCGCUGGAUAAUGUAUCCCAGAAAUUCGAGUUCGAUCAGUGGGCUUCCAUGGAGGAUUUGAUGCAAUCCCAUGAGGAUGACAAACGUGAUUGUCCGGAGGGCACGGGCGAGUUUCUCGAUGCAUGGCUGCAGCUGCUCGAGAAGAUGGUCAAUCCUCGAGCCAUGUUGGACUCGCCGUACACGAUGAGUCCUCGUCUGAAUUACAUGCCCGACUCGGUUCCAUUUGAGCCGGUCUUCUACCUAAUACACAUCCACCAGCUAGCCAUGCAAGCACUGCGCAGAAUCUGGGCACGACGCCCGAUUCCCAACUAUGGACCGAGCAUGUUUGAGACCAUGAUUCUCAUCCUAAAACAUCUGAUCAAGUCACACCAGACGCUGUUGGAUCGCUAUCACACGCGAAUGAAGGAGAUCAAGUUCGAGAACCUUUACAUCCGGAGCACGGAUGAUGGUCUGAAUGCGGAUCACAUCAAGACGUUGACGGACAUGGGCUUCAUGCACUACCAUGUAAUCGAAGCGCUGAGAACAAAUGCGUCUUUGGAAGAGGCAACCGAUUACCUGCUUAACAACCCAGAGGCAAGUUCCUUAUCGACGACUGGCGGUCAGUCGGGUGGCUCAGCUCCACCGCCGCCGCCACCGCCAUCGGCUUCGACGAUGGACAUUGACGUAGACGUGCCCGCGGAUGGGGAGUCGACGCAAAGCAAAUCCUCCACUUCGCCCAAUUCUAGCUAUGACUACAAGCACCUUAAAUUGAUGCCGUCGCUAAUCUUUGAUCGCUUCUGCGACGAAGCCAUCUCGAGGGCCUUUGAAUUCAUGGAGGCAAUACCGGAUACGGUCAACAGUGCAGCUGAUUUGAUUGCCGUGCUGUACAGACGCCACAAUCACCUCAACAAGCAGGUCUUUGUCACCAACUUUGUGCGCAACAUCAUACAGUGGGUGGACUUCACAUUGCAGCUGUUCGAACCAGCCAAGACAACCGGAUCGAAGGCCUCACGCCUAGAGGAAUGCCUAACCGGAAUGACAGCCACCCGGCUGUUUGUACGACUCAAGACAUCUACGCUGCUGCUUGAGGAGAACUACAGUGAUCUACACCGACCUCUUGUGGAGGCGAUAACCGCCCAAGAUGCCAUGGUGUCGCUGGUCAAGCUGCUGGACUGCAUGAGCCAGUGGAUGUUGGAACAAUCGACCGAAACGAAUACCGGCCAGCAGCGUGCGACGGUGCCGCGUUGGGUGCAAAAUCUGGUGGACCUAAUCGAUGCCAUCGAUAGCAUCAGCCACAUCCUGCAGCGCAAGGCCAACAUGCGUGCAGUAAGCAGCGAUGUGUGGCGCUGGUACGACGCGUCCACAGGCAAGUGGAAUGCCUACUCGGAGGCCAACAACGAACUCAUCCGCAAUGCCUAUGCGGCCGGCGAACGCUGGCUGUACAUCAACAUUGGACGCCAGCGGUGCACCGUAAGCCUCAACUGCAUGACGCAGGUGAGCGAAGCAUCCGGAACACAUCGACCUGUCUGCCCGGCCCUGAAACUUAGCGAGGCCAUUACCUCUCUAAACAAUCCGGUAGGUCACCACAAGGUAGAGCAUCUACUUAAUCGCGUGGUGCGCACUGCACCCGACGGAUCAGGAACUGUGCACAGCGAUGAGUUGAUUUCACUGCGACAGCUGGUCAACUUUGCCGAUGGCCAGCAACCACAGCAGUCGGAGAAUUCUGCAAAUCCGAGCGAGGAGGCGGCCAGUGAAGACGGCCCAGCUGCAGCCAAUAGCGGAUCUCCGCCAGCCACAAUGACGACGCGCAGCAAGACGCGGCAGAAGAGCGCGGCUGCUGCAGCAGCUGCCAAGAACAAGUCUCAGUCGGGUGGUUCGCCGCCCAUACCCAAGCGCACCCAAAAAAUCAUACUCAACGAGGAGCAGGUGGGCCUUAGCAAGUUCGACUGCGGCCGCAUCAUUGGCAGCAUUGUGGAUCUACUGCAGCCAUCACAUCAGAUGCUUAACGAGACAAAGCUUUCGCUGCUCCGUCUCUGUGCGAGAUUGACGCGGAACUACGAUAACGCCCAAGUGUUCAUCCGACGCGGCGGAGUACGAAUGCUGCUGCACCUGCAGCAGGCAUGCAGUUUCAUGGGUUUCCCUACCUAUGCGAACAUUAUACUGCGUCACGUUCUGGAGGCACCGCCCGUGCUCCAGGAGGCCAUGGAACGCGUACUGGGCAUGCGAGCAGCUGGUAUAGUGCCUGUGGGUCAUCGCGACCUUAUCUACGUGCUCACCCAGGUGUCGUCAGCGGUGUCGCGCAAUCCGCAGAUUUUCGUGGCCGCCGCCAAGGAAAUGCUUAAAGGCGAGUAUCUAAUCAACACGAACAGCACCACAUUGGCAGACGAUGCCCGUGUCAUGGUCAAGUCCAAGUUUGGCCAGCAACCGACGGCGGCGGCUGGCGGUGCCACGCCACAUAACCAGACGCCGACACCACCGCCAGCGGCCAAGGAUGAGCUGAAGGACGAUCCUCAGGUGCAGUCAUCGGUGGCCGUGCUCAAGGAACUGUUGCAUGGACUGGUGCAGCCGUGCUGGCAUUACGGCGGCACUGGAUCUUCGGAUCGCGGACAGGGCGCUGCGGAGCUACUGCAGCCGGAUCAGCCGCCAGGCACGUCGCAGGGAUGCCACGAUGAUGAGUUAUAUUUCCGCUUCCAGGAAACUCCCGCACCCGUGUCCAGCAAGAAGCAAUCCUCCAGCGGCGGAGGUGCUGCAGCUGCUGGCCAAGCUGGCCAGGCGACGGAAAAGUUCGAGCCAUGCUGUUGCACCUGGCACAUACCGACCAGCGGACACACCCAUGCCAAGCCGACCAUCUCGAGGGCAACCUUGCUGAAACUGCUGGCGGAUUCAACCCGGGCCUACCAGUCGCUGGUGCCGCGUGUCCUCUUGUCGCACGUUUACACACCGGCGGACAGUCCCCUGAUCUCCGCACCUCAACAGACGUUCCUGGGCGUGCUCCUUGAUCGCUUUCUGCCCAUAACCCAACGGCAUCAUGUGCCCGAGGUCAGCACAAUGACCCGCGUACUGAUCUGCUCCCUAUCGGACUGCUAUCAGCAGCCCGGAGUCCAGGUGCAUGUCGCCGAGGAGCUGCACGCUGCGGUCGCCAGAGCCCUGGCCCAGCCGGAUUCGGCCGAGAAGCACACGAGAUUGCAGGUCUUGAUGAGCCUUUUCCCCAAUCUCAUUGAGUCGCCAAUGCUUUACGACAAGGUGCACAUGCAUCGCAACAAUAUGUACCGGGUGCUCCUACGCCAGGGCGUAAUGACCUAUCUGACGAAAGUGGCGCAGUACAAAGAUCUGUCCAAUCACAAUACGCUAAGCACCCUUGCGGCCAUUCUGCGACCGAUGGAGAUCCUGCUGAGAUUCAGCGUGUCCACUACAACGCUGGGCUCGAAGAGGAUUCUCUUUGGCAGUGGCGGCCCUGGCGGACCGAAUGCGUCUGGCAAUGGCAACAGCACUGCCGGCGGCAGCAGUGGCAACGGACCAGGAUCUGGCAACACGUACGGGACCAUUAUUAACCGGCGACUAUAUCCUCGCCUGGCGGCACGCACUGGUUUCGGUUCCGCUAUGGAGCGUUCCAAUGCUAUGGGUGGAGAGCACGUUUUGCGAGAUAUCAUACGGAAUGUACUGUCGGAUCGGCGACAUGCCUUCGAGUUCAUCUUCAAUUCGGACGAUAUGGCCGUGGACUCUGAGGACGCAGCUGCUCCAGGAUCUGGAGUGGGUGGAGGUGGCUCUGGAGCGGGCAGUGUCGGAGGAGGCGUGUCUGGAUCAGUAUCGGGUAGCAGUUCCGCAGCCGUUAUCGACGUAGUCGAGGAGCGUAGCAAUGGCGGAGAUACCAACGAUCCUCCGGCAAACGUGAGCUCUGCAUCAUCUGGUGCAGGACAGUCCUCGACCAGUGGCGGCCCAGUGCGUCCAGUGGUCAACUUCGAUCAAUUGUGGGAUGAUUUCCUGCAGAGCGAGGGACUGCGUCUGGCUUCGCGGAGCGGCGGAGGCGCCGGAUCCGGCAGUGGAUCCGUUGGAGCAAGCUCAUCCGGGCAGCAGAACGGAAGCAACACCACAGCCAGUUCGACCAACUCAGGUAACAAUUCCGGGAUCGGAAAUCUUCGCUUGCGCACCAAUCCCGAUGUUGAUGUAGGCAGUGGCAAUGGUAGCGGCAGCGGCAGCGGGUCCAACGCAGGUGUGGUCAACGACAAUGGAAUCAGCGGCGGCGGUGGAAGUGAUGGUGCGUCCACCUCUUCAGACACGGGAGCUCCAGGUGGUGCUCGUGAUUUGAACGCCUCACUGCUUGGCGAUGUCAGUACCUCAGAAUCUGAUUCGGAUCCUUCCACAGAGAACGACGAGCGCAAUGAGGAGGACGAAGAUGAGGAUGAUGACGCUCCCGAUGAGGAUGUGGAUGAGCACAGUGAGACGGAUGUGGACGAAGAGCGAUCGCGCCAGUUUAUCGAGGUCUUCGAUCACAUCUAUGAGCCGGAAUCAUCUGAAACGGCGUCCAACGAUGCAGAUGUGGAUAACGAUGAUGAUGAUGACGAGGACGAUGUGGACGACGACGAUGAUGACGACGAAGUCAACCACGAUAUUGUUCGGGAGGAGGCCCAGAGCAUCAUGGAUGCAGAGAUCGAGAACCAAAUCGAUAUCGCCCUCGCCCUGGUCUCCUCAAACAAUCGUCCCAGACGCAGUGCAGCGGUUAAUGCAUCUGGCGAUGGUUCCGCCAAUCGAACCAAUCCCGAUGACGAAGUGGACGAUGAGGAUGACUAUGUAGAUGCUGAUCCCGAUGAAGAUCCGGACGUGGAUCCAAUUAGCGGACCAUCGGCAGCCCAGGCGGAGGCCUAUCUAUACGAGCGAUUAGGCAGCGGCCUAAUGCCAACACCACCGGUUGGUUUUCGUGUGCGAAUGAACAGCUCUAUUGCCCAACCACUUGAUAUUGAUGUGAAUGGCGGCAAUGCGGGAAGUGGAAGCAAUGCGGGCGCCACAGGAUCGUCCGGGGGCGUUGGCCAAAGAACUUCUACGGGCGGCACAACAGCCAGUAUUGGAGCAAUUGCCUCUGCCGCACUGCGCCCAUCAUCUGGUUCGUGGAUGGCACCGGACUUUAACUUCAUUCGAAUGUCGAUCGGGGAGAGCUCCAUGGGCAGCGGACCAGCUCUUGGUGGCAACGCCAACGGUGGCGAUAUGAACGUCUUCCCAACGCCCUCCAUGUCACUAGAGCGCACUGGUGGUGCACCUGGCAGCGGCCAGACUAUGAGUGAGCUGCUGAACGAACAACCAUCGGGGGCUGGCGUAGGUGGUGGCGGAGGCGGCGUCGGCGGGGUCGGUGCAAACGGUGCGAACAGUGGCACCUCGGGACAACAUCCGAAUGCAACGCUCUGCACGAACGGAGUGCGGCGUCGGUUGCUCUAUCUGGACCAGCAGUACUGCGUGUGCAUGCCCACGCAUCAGAACCCCACUGAAGAGACCCAGAUGGAGACCUUCACACAGGAUGCUCUUCACUGGUGGCUAGAAGAGGCCACGCUCCUGGAUAUGGAAAGCCAGACGGACGCCUGUCUAUAUGCCGCACAUUUUCUGCUGCCACAUCUCAUCAAGGAGCUGAAAACAGCGCACCAGCAGCGCAAGCAGGAGGAAGCCGCCCGCCAAUCCACAACACCGGUGACGGGUACAAGUGCAUCUGCAACAUCCUCCAACACUACGUCAGUUGUGGGCACAGCAGCGCCCACAGCGACAUCAUCGAUUGCGUCCGGUUUACUGGCGAACGCCGUCUCUGCGGGCUCAGGAAGCAGCAGUUUGGUAGUGCCACCAGUGGCAGCAUCUGCCACGGGCGGCACCCGGCGCAGUUCGAUUCCUGUGCUAAUUCCGUCAACAUUUGGUCCUAGUAGCGCUAGCAACGCGACAAGUGCAACGGGAAACGGUGCCACCAAUGAUGCCACGACAACAACUGGUGGACCAACCAGGCUUUUCUCGUCCGUUGACAGCAGCAUCACCUCGGAGACGCAAACGACAACCCGAUCGUCACGCCAACGCGGUGGAUUGCGUCAGCACAGUCAGAUGCCCUUCAACAUUUACGCCGAGAUUGAUUUAACUAACGAACAGGAUAGCGAAGGGGCCACAGGGACAGCAGCGGAUGGAGCUGAAUCACAGCCACAGUAUAACUCCUCUUUUUCGGCGGCACAGGUGGCGGUGCCUCAGUAUCAGCAUCAGCGCUAUCCACCGAUGCCACUCCUAUCGUCCAGCGGAAGACCAUCGCGAUCCCACUCGCGUGAGAGAGAGAUGCUCCUCAUGCAGAUACGCAACCGGAUGCAAGGAUCCAGCGGACGCACUUCAGGCUCGGCGCUAAUUAACGCCCGGCCUAAUCGCGACCUACCCAACUGUCUGCAGCGUCAUGACCAUCAGGCCGGCUCCAUUUACCCCCGACCCAGUGCGAACAGAACGUCAGCUCCGACUUUUGUGUCCAUCCCGACGGCAAUGUCUAAUGCGAUACUGGAGCAGAUAAAUGUCACCGCUCCGAAUGUGGUGCGAACAGACAGAAACUUUGCCUUGCCAUCUUCCCUGGAGGUUGAUGUGGAUGUGCUGCCACCACCACCGCCGCCACCGCCCAGUGAUACGACGCCAUUGGUCCACGCCGAGGACGAACUGUGGCCCGGAACGGUGGUCAGUGCUGGUACUAGAGAGGAGUCAUCCGCUCCAGCAGUAGCCACAGAAAACACAGAGGCUGUAAACGACUCAAACCAACCGGAACCGACGCCAGAAAGCAGCGAAUCUACUUCUCCAAAUCCGCAGGCUCCUUCAUCAGAACCAACCCUAUUGGAAUCAGGCGCAGCAGUAGAUGCCUCAGUUGCUUCACAAACGCCAUCAACAACAGAGGAGGCCGCCUCUACUGGUGGAGCGAGCGGAACAACAGCCACCAUAACGGACAUGAGUCCCGAGGUGCGGGCUGCUCUCGGGGAUCUCGAGGUGCCCGAGGGCGUGGAUCCCUCCUUCCUGGCCGCUCUGCCCAGCGAGAUGCGCGAAGAGGUUAUCCAAGAGCAUCUUCGCAUGCAGCGCAUCCGUCAGCGAGCGCAGCAGAAUGCAAUCCAAAUUGCCCAUGACUCGCUGGUCGAGGUCAACCCAGAAUUCCUCGCCGCCCUGCCACUAAACAUACAGUCGGAGGUGCUGAUGCAGCAGCGCAUCGAGCAGCAGCGACAGGCGGCUCAGACUGCCAAUCCUGAGGAUCCCGUUGAUACAGCUGCUUUCUUCCAAAACCUGCCAGAGAAUCUGCGCCAAGCUAUACUCACCGACAUGGAGGAGUCACAGAUAGCCAGCUUGCCGCCGGAGCUGGCUGCCGAGGCGCAGUUCCUGCGUCGCGACUGGGAAUCUCGCAACGGCGCCCGCAUGGACGCUCAUCCGACCACCAAUGCCUUAUCCCGGUUCCAGACAACGCUCCAGAGCCUGGACGACACACGCUGGCACAGCUCCAUUUGGUAUGAUGCGAGUGGCAUUGCCCAGCCGCAACACCAUCAGCAUACAACGAUUGUGCAUCAACAUGCCCACGCACAUCAUGCCCCGAACAUGGGCAAACCACUGGCCCUGUUGAUGAUGGAGGACGAGAACAUUCUGCUCGAUCCGGACUCGCUGGCCACACUCCUGCUCUUCCUGUUCGUGGAGGAUCAGAAGGUAAACAGCAUGCGACUGCAUCGCGUCAUACGCAACCUGUGCCACCACGAACCCACCCGCGACUGGAUCAUCAGCGCCCUGAUCAGCAUAAUUCAGAAGACGAACGAGGACAACGGAAACUUCGGUGCGGGCCAAGCGGGUGGCAAGCCGGAGUGGCUGAAGCUGCGUGUGGACGCUGCCUUUGGCUACAAGAGCAACAUAUUCCUGAUUAACCGAUUGUACGAGGGCAGUGCCCGGAGCAUCAGCAUCAAUCCGCAGGCGGCACAGAUGAUAGUGCGAAACUGUCUGGACCUGCUGUUCGUGCUGGCCAAACACUAUCCGUCCAGCUUUGUGCCCUAUAAUCGCGAUGUGAAGGCCAGGCGUAUAUUGAGUGCGGUAUUUGGCAUGCCAUCGCCCACGGCCGGAUCAGGUGGAGGCGCAGGAUCUGGAUCUGGAUCUGCAGCGUCUGGCGGUUUGACAGGCUACGAUGACGUGCCACCAGGUGGAACUCUGGACUUCCGCUCAAGAUUCUGUCGCUAUCAGGUGGUUAAUCGGCUACGUAGCAUAUUCGACGAUCAUCCUGCCCCGAAACCCCCAGUGCCCUUGGAUGAAGCACCCUCCACAUCAAAGGCGGCGGCAGCAAAGGCAGCUGCCACGGCCAAAGUGUCCACUGCUGGGAGCCAGAAUAAGCACUCUGUGCCGUACCAGACUAACGCGAAGAACUUCUGGGAUGUUGUGCUUAACAUCGAUCAACAGACACAAGUGCGAUUGGCCAAUGUGGCCCAGUUUCCGCUCACCUCACAGCCGGCGUGGGAAUGGCAGACGAAUACAGCGGAUUUCCUCUCGUUCAGCGAAUCACCCUUCGGCCAGUUGCUGGAAAUGCUUCCCUACAAGGUUAUAUGCCGAUCGCCCCAUCUUACCGAUAUGCUGGUCAAGCUGCUCGCCUCGCUCAGCACAGAGUUGCCCAAGGAGGAGGAGCUGUUGCCGCUAAGCGAUCAAAUGCCCCCACUGGUACCCAUUAGUCAGGUGGCGAGAGCGGCAGCGGCACCACCACCACCACCUGCCGAGAAUACCCAGCCCACAGCAACAGCAACAGAAAUUGGUGACGGUCUGGCCGCCAACAUUGAGGAGCAGGCUGCUCCGGCCAGCGGUAAUCCUGCCUCCGGUGAUAGCAAUGCGGGAGCGAAGCGCACCCAAAUGCCAACUUUAAGUGUGGCCCUGCCGGUGGCGCCAUCGAAACCGCGUCGCAAGAUCUACUCGAAGAACUUUUCGCAGCUCCAGCUGGUCAUUGAGGUGCUGACGCACCAGUGCGGCACCACCGAGGGCCUGGACAACGUAGCCAAGCUGAUUGUGAAUCUAACGCAGUGCUCGCAGGCAUCUACUGCCAUUUUCAUUCAGUACUUGACCGCUGCGAUAUUGGGAUUGGCCGAGGAAGUACGUCAAGCGAUACAGAUGCUGCUCAACGAGAUUCGCAUGUAUAACAUUCAUCAAGGCGUGGCCAGCACCACCUCACAGGCGUCCACUUCCGGGGCAGCUGUAGCAACACCAUCAUACGUACCCACAGUAUCCGGAGCCAGUCUCUUGCCAAACUUGGCCGUGCACGAGGGCAUAAUGCAAGAUCGCUUCACCGCCGAGCACGUGAUCAUCUCGGCACCAAAGAAUGCCAAACCCACCUGCGAGUUGCAGCUGCCGUCGAUGAAGAAACUCAUGUCCAACUCGUCCGCCCAGCCGUACUUCCUGCGAACCCUGAAGAUCUUCAUGCAGGUACGCGACAUGUAUGAGGCGCAGAACGGCGUGUCCACUGGCGGUGGAAUCGCUGGUGGUGCCGGCGAAAACGACGACGAUAUCAUCGAUAUUGAGGGUGAUGGAGGUGCUUCCGGCGGCAGCAGUUCUGAUAUGGCUCCCGGGUCUGCCAGCACAAUAUCUCCACCACCGCCAAUGGAAACCAAUCAGACCGCGCAAGAUGGCGAUGACGACGAGGAAGAAGAAGAUGAGGCCAGAUCUUUCCCGGGAGUUGGCGUGGCAAGCGCUAGCAAGUCGACCAAGCCUACUCUGAGUCAGAUCCUCUGCCUGGACGUGCUGUGGAACACGCUCAGCGAAUGCCUGGUGGCAUUGGAGGAGUCCAAGGACGAGUUCGCCGUCCUGGUGCUGCAACCGACCGUGGAGGCCUUCUUCCUCAUCCACGCCUCGCAUCGCGGUGCGUCCAAGAAGCCGGGUCGCAGCUUUAUGCCUGGAACUGUGAGCUUUGGACUGCGAGCAGCCGCCGGCGGUGGAAUCGGAGGACUGGGAGCAGCCGCAUCAUCUGCCCAGUCGUACAGUCCCUUGAUGGACGAUGUCAGCAGCGCCAACACCACCAGUUCUGCUAGUUUCGAUGAUGAGCCGCGAAUGCAAGAUGCAUCCACGAAUACGCCGCUGGCCAACGCCUCGACCAGCACAGCUUUGAGCGCGCACGAGGCGCAGCUCAGGCAGGACCGGCAAAAAUUCCUACAAUUCGCCGAGAAGCACCGCACCGUGCUUAACCAGAUACUGCGACAGUCACCAACUCAUCUCUCCGACGGGCCGUUUGCCGUGCUUGUGGACCACACACGCAUUCUCGACUUUGAUGUCAAGCGCAAGUACUUCCAGACGGAGCUGGAGCGGCUGGACGAGGGCAUACGGCGUGAGGAGCACACGGUCAGUGUUCGUCGCGUAACCGUUUUUGAGGACUCGUUCCGUGUCCUGUACCGUCUGGGUCCGGAGGAGUGGAAGAACCGCUUCUACAUCGUAUUUGAGGACGAGGAAGGCCAGGACGCUGGCGGCCUGUUGCGCGAGUGGUAUGUGAUCAUAUCGCGCGAGAUCUUUAAUCCGAUGUAUGCCUUGUUCUGCGUAUCGCCGGGCGAUCGCGUCACCUACAUGAUAAAUCCCUCCAGCCAUGCUAACCCCAAUCACCUGAGCUACUUCAAGUUUGUCGGCCGCGUAAUUGCCAAGGCUGUGCACGACAACAAGUUGCUGGAGUGCUACUUCACUCGCUCAUUUUACAAGCACAUCCUGGGCAAGCAGGUGAAGCACACGGACAUGGAGUCGCAGGACUACGAGUUCUACAAGGGCCUCGACUAUCUGAUGAAGAACGACAUCUCAACCCUGGGCUACGAGCUGACCUUUUCCACCGAGGUGCAGGAGUUCGGUGUCACCCAGAUCCGGGAUCUGAAGCCAAACGGACGCGACACCGCCGUGACCGAGGAGAACAAGUUUGAGUAUGUGCAGCUUGUGUGCCAGCUCAAGAUGAGCGGCUCCAUUCGACAGCAAUUGGACGCAUUCCUUGAAGGCUUCUACGACAUAAUUCCAAAGCAUUUAAUUUCGAUAUUCAACGAACAGGAACUGGAACUUCUCAUAUCCGGCCUGCCGGAUAUUGACAUUGAAGAUCUAAAGGCGAACACCGAGUACCACAAGUACACCUCUAAAUCGGCGCAGAUUCAAUGGUUCUGGCGUGCACUGCGUAGCUUUGACCAAGCGGACCGCGCCAAGUUCCUGCAAUUCGUCACUGGCACAUCGAAGGUGCCCCUGCAGGGCUUCGGCUCGCUGGAGGGCAUGAACGGGAUUCAAAAGUUCCAAAUCCAUCGGGACGAUCGAUCCACUGAUCGCUUGCCCUGUGCACACACCUGCUUCAACCAACUGGAUCUGCCCAUGUACAAGUCAUACGACAAGCUGCGGAGCUGCCUGCUGAAGGCCAUACACGAGUGCUCCGAGGGCUUUGGCUUCGCCUAAGGUGCGACAACUGUGGCGGCAGCGCCAACCACCAGCCGGCAGAGCCACCGGUAACCAACCAACUACGGACGCAACACUAUUCCUACAACGCCAUCAAAUGCACGGGCGCAACGACGAGAAAUGCAUAAUUGAUUUGAAUUGAACGGAAAAUAACAGAACAGCCACUGCAAAUUUGCGAUAUCGGCAACAGAAACUGCAUACAUAAACAGUACAUAUAGUUAUAUAGUAUAUAUAAAAAUGUUGAAUUAAUUAUUAAUUUUCGCGCCUAUAUAUAUACAAUAUAUAUUUUCUUAAAUUUUCAAAAGAAAACGGAAGAAAUCUAAGGAAACCUAACAAAAAAAAAAAAAAAAAAAUGAAAAACUGAUACAGACGCGAAACAGUAUAUUCGAUUUAAAAUUCUCUGCGCAACUCAUCUUAUUUUUUUAUAUUUUUUUGAAUCUAUCUCUGUCGUUUUGCACAUUUUUAUCAAAAGAAAAGGAUUUAUAUAAGGAAACACACAAUUUGACACAUUUUCAUUUACCCAAACGCGAAACCGAAUAGAAAAGGAUUAAACGUAGUAUAUAGAUCGCAAAUGCACAUAAACAGAUUACACACUUGGGUUACUUGUUUACUUAAGUGAUUGUACGUACCGAAGAUAAAGGGAAGCAACAGAAAACAUAUUUAAAUGGAUUAAAGUAUUUUGAUGUAAGAGAUAAGUCCUUAUGUUAAUGAAUUUUAUGUUUAAUUUUGAAAUAAAGAGCCGCAGAUGUAACUUAAAGAA
Messenger RNA from Drosophila mauritiana, 16475 nucleotides. It is a transcript of the gene HUWE1, whose product is annotated as E3 ubiquitin-protein ligase HUWE1. Gene Ontology annotation, molecular function: ubiquitin-protein transferase activity; protein binding. The coding region runs from base 377 to 15715 and encodes 5112 amino acids. Gene Ontology annotation, cellular component: nucleus. The record is from RefSeq and is a predicted model, not a curated record. Gene Ontology annotation, biological process: positive regulation of protein catabolic process; protein polyubiquitination; proteasome-mediated ubiquitin-dependent protein catabolic process. The transcript has 19 exons. Lineage: Eukaryota; Metazoa; Arthropoda; Insecta; Diptera; Drosophilidae.